GCCAAGGACCUUGCAAUUGAAAAAUUACAGGGCCAACUCUCAUCCCGCCGCACCAAUCAAGGUGCUCAAUCCAGCUCUCAGGUAACACCAACCCAAGAGCUUGUUACUAUUCACCAACCCGAUGCUACUCAAGGUAGCUACGCAUCUGCUGCCCGUAAAGGUGCCCAACAUCGUGACCCUGCCCGUACUACCAAGCGACGUCUUGCUGCAGGUCGCCGCUCUGGUAAAAUCCUGCGCUCUGAGGUUCGUUACCAACUUCGCCGAGCUGGUAUUGAUACUGGCCGUGUGUUAGACAUCUGUUUCCCUGCCACUGGCGUCAUUGGCAUCUUGCUCCACAUCCAAUAUGUAGAGGAGUUUCUCGCCUGUAUGCGCAAAUGUGAAGCUGAUCACAUUGAAAACUUUCAACCCUUGGAUCCCAACAACAUUGCUGAUCCCAUCCCAAUAUGCUGA
Molecule: messenger RNA, 450 nt
Organism: Mucor velutinosus
Lineage: Eukaryota; Fungi; Mucoromycota; Mucoromycetes; Mucorales; Mucoraceae
Gene: SDS3
Product: histone deacetylase and transcriptional regulator
Exons: 2
Source: RefSeq, a predicted model, not a curated record